This is a messenger RNA of Aricia agestis (brown argus), 2801 nucleotides long. It is a transcript of the gene js, whose product is annotated as probable serine/threonine-protein kinase DDB_G0276461. The coding region runs from base 305 to 1993 and encodes 562 amino acids. Gene Ontology annotation, molecular function: chitin binding. The record is from RefSeq and is a predicted model, not a curated record. The transcript is spliced from 5 exons. Gene Ontology annotation, cellular component: extracellular region. Lineage: Eukaryota; Metazoa; Arthropoda; Insecta; Lepidoptera; Lycaenidae.
UGUUUUUAAUAGUAAUAUUUAGAUGGGUUUUGUAAAGUUUUAGCCUGUGAUCUAGUCUGAUGAAACUAUUCCCACAUCGAGUGUGGGACUCGGCCUUACAUUACAGAUUGUUAUAACGAUCUGAUAACACAUUUAGAUUAAUUCACUCGUAAAUAAUUACCAUUAUUAUUUCUAAGUGUCCAACCGUCUGACGAUUAUUUUUUUUCACCUAAUCGGUCUGGUUUCAGCGUGUAGUCUAUGGUCGUUGUUGACACCUGAACUGUAUUAUUUAUUGUCAAAUAGUCAGUGUAGUGACAGUUUCACCAUGGACAGAGUUUUUGCAGCAGCGCUGUCCGUGACAGCAUUGCUGUACUUGGCCGCGGCUAAGGGCGGCGAGCGCGCGAUCCCGCGCACGCGUUUCACGUGCCAGGGGCGCGCGCCGGGCUACUACGCCGACGUCGACACCGGCUGUCAGGUGUACCACAUGUGCGACGGCAUGGGUCGGCAGUUCAGCCACGCGUGUCCGAACACCACGCUGUUCCAGCAGCGCAUGCUGGUGUGCGAUCACUGGUACAUGGUGGACUGCGCGCAGUCAGAGGGCAACUACUACGCCAACCUGCUCAUAGGUCAGCGUGACAAGCCGUUCGUGACGGACGACGAGAUGCACCUGCGCACCCCCCGCCCCGACAUACUGUCCGUGCCCCUCAACAACAACUACUACGACGGACUCAAGGCCGCCGAGUCGAAGUACUCUUUAACACAAACGAACAGUAUAUCAGACGACGACGACACCAUAGUGACGAGUAGCAGCAACAACGACCUGGAUAGGGAUAAACACAAUUUCAACCACAAGCCUAGCUCCAGCAGCUUCGACUCAAAACCUAUCUCCAACAGUCUCAACUCAAAGCCAAUCCUCAACAAUUUCAACUCAAACCCUAGCACCGACAACUCGAACCCGAGCGGUAACAACUUCAACACAAGCGGUCACAACUUUAACCCGAGUUCUGGCGCCAGCAAUUUAGACAAUCCUAGAGACAGCAAUUUCCGAGCGACGACUCCGAACUAUCCACGGACAGCUCCCGAUGUUCCAUCUUAUAAUAAUAUUAACGGACUCGUCCCGCCGAACGAUGAUAAUGUUGAGCAGGAAUCGUCUACUAGAAGGGUAGCUCACAUUCCAAAUGUAGCAGUACCAUCCAGGGAACUCUCUCCACCAGUUUUACCCACCACUACGACCGCAGCGACUUCAGAAGAAUUCCAAAUAGACGUAAGAAUGAAACCCGCAGCUGACCCGGUCGUCAAGUUUAUAAAUCGCUUCGAUCCGAACUCCCCCGACUCGUUGAACACCUCGAUGACGAGAAACGAAAUAAUCAACAUAAACAAGCACCUCCCCGUCGGCCAGCCCGGCUCCGAGGAGGAGAGGACGCCGAGGAAGAACAAAAACUUCGGUAACAGUUUUAAUAACGUCCAAACCGAUAAGAAGAAAGGUGCCCCAGAAAACUCUAGAGCUGACACGAUCAACACGAAAUCGAACGCGGAAGGCGAGGACGUCUUCGGCAACGACCCUAAUGCUCCGUCUCGGGAGCUCCUCCCGCCGAAAUUUGACGUGACUCCUCUCGUGACGACUACGAUGGGGCCACCGAUUUACUACGAGUGGAAGUGGGCCGUGCCCGCUCUCGACCUGAAACCGCCGAAGAUCAGCAACGUCACCUACGUGAACACGACAGAGCCCGAGAGAAUCGAGAGGCCGAGGUACAGACCGCGGUCGACGACCGAGGAGCCGGACCUGAAGACGCAGAACGUCGAGUACAACAUCAGCUCCUACUUCGUCCCGGACUACGUGUUCCCCCUGGACGGCAGUCACCCCGGGUACGAGGGAGACCACGCGCAGACCUCGUUCCAGGUGGAGAUCUCGCGGCCCGGCCGGUCCAGCUUCGGCGAGAACCCCGCCUGCCCGCACUGCCACCCCGCCUACCUCGACCCCGGCUCCUGCGAGCCCUGCGUCGUCCAGCGGUAGUCGAGCCGCGUCACACCCGCCAUCACACCUAACAUUUCAAGAGAUCGGUGUAACGUUACAGGAAUUAUAAUAAGGAAUUUAACAAUUCACCGACGACCACAUUUAAAGACGAAUUCGUGCCUUUUCAAGUCAUUAAAGAGCUUUCGUUAAAAAUAUUUUACAAAGUAAUGAUUAAGUCGAUUUGUUAACGAAAUCGACUUAAUUAUACGUUUAUAAGUGGCUAACAUUCUUCCACAUGAGUUUGAUAUAGACGCUAUAUCGAACCUAGCAAAUGUGGAUAGACCCUCCUCGCUAGUUGUUAUGAUCGUUGGUUUUCACCGACGCGAUGCAGUUUCUUUUAUUUUAUAGUUAAUGUUAAGGUUAGAUACGUUAAGCUUUUGUACAGAAUCGACAUGGCCGACGAAUUUAUAGCUUUAAAGUCUGAGUUUGCUUCUACUUCUUUACUUUCGAACAAACCUCCAUUGAUACUUUUAUAUUCUUUUUGUAGCUUCUAAAACUCUCUUAUCUCCUUUAUACAAUAUGAUAUAGUUUAUUAUAAUGAAUAUUAGAAUUUAUUGUAAUAUUUUAUACGUCUAAAGAUAUUUUAAAUGUUAUAAAUAGUGUAAAUAGAUACUAGUAGUAAGGUCCAGGGCCCAACUCGAAUAAUGUCAAUUAUAUUAUCUCGAUGAAGUAUCUUGUAAUAAAACUGUAAAUAAAUCUUUUUAGAUACAUUUUAAUUAUUAUAACAUACAGAAUUAAUGUUUAUAUUUAAAGCUAUUUUAAUACAAAGCACGAGCUAUGUUGGUUAAUAAUAAAUUAUUUAAAUAAA